Messenger RNA from Fusarium oxysporum Fo47, 2335 nucleotides. RefSeq names its product major facilitator superfamily domain-containing protein. The record is from RefSeq and is a predicted model, not a curated record. The transcript has 4 exons. Gene Ontology annotation, molecular function: transmembrane transporter activity. Bases 470 to 2182 code for a protein of 570 amino acids. Gene Ontology annotation, biological process: transmembrane transport. NCBI's taxonomy places the organism in Eukaryota, Fungi, Ascomycota, Sordariomycetes, Hypocreales, Nectriaceae.
GACAGCUCUGUUUUUUCUCUGUUCUCUUCCCUUUUAUCUCCUUCUGAGACUCGCUUCAUGCUAUGUGCUCUCCAAUGAUGGUACCUUGAACCCGUUUGUGUUUCUCCAUCCACAAGCGAGAACAGUUUCUCCCAGUUUGCGAAACAAACAAACUUAACUUUGUUCUCAAACAUCUAUCUACCUCGACACUGGCAUCUCCGAGGCCCUCCAACCUCGUUUGUCCAUUCGCUCGCCCAUCUUGUCAGGUUACCGACCCUCCAAGUCGUCCCAUCAAUAACCUCAUCUUCCAACGACAACUUUUACGAAAAUUGAACCUGGCCGACCUCAAGUGGAGGGGAACCACAGAAUAGAAUUUGCGAAAAUCCGGGGAGACGAAACGCAAAGUCUCCACCAGCAUAACCUGGGAAUUACCCAAUACAGACUAUCUCCGACUUCACUCACAUUUCAACAGAUAGUUGAGACGUUCAAGAUGAGCAGGGAAGAUGACUUGACUCGCGAAGAGUCAAGAUCUCAUGCCUUGACCCGCGAACCAACACGCGAAGAAAAGACCCGAGAGGCUAUUGCCGAGGGCCACGAUGCAGAUAUUCCUAGCAACAUUGGCUUUAUACCCACUCCAGCAGACGAGCAAAGACGAGCCAGUCUCACCAGCCAUAGACGUGCAAGCCAUGCAAGAGAAAGAGCUUCCCUGGACCCAGAGAAGCACGCCAAGGAAAAUAGCUCCGUGAGAGACGAGGAAGAGGGUGGUUCGCAAACGCAGAGUGAGAGCGAUAUUGUUUGGUGGGAUGGUGAUAAGGAUCGCCAGAAUCCGUACAAUUUUGCGACUUGGAAGAAGGUUCUCAAUUGUGUGCUGGUAUCGGCCUUGACGUUCGUUACGCCACUCGCAUCUUCCAUGUUCGCACCCGGAGUACCUCAACUUAUGGUCGAAUUCGGUAGUCAAAGUCGUGAACUAGCAUCCUUCUGUGUGUCAGUCUACGUUCUCGGUUUUGCUGCAGGCCCCAUGAUCUUCGCUCCUCUGUCAGAGCUAUAUGGACGCCAAGUAGUCUACCACUGCUGCAAUGUUGGUUUCAUCGUAUUUGUCAUUGCCUGCGCCAAAGCUCCCUCGUUGAGCAGUUUCAUCGCGUUCCGUUUCCUUAGCGGCACAUUUGGCUCGACACCCAUCACCAACGGCGGCGGUACGAUCGCAGACAUGAUUGUUCAGGAGAAACGAGGUGCAGCAAUGGCGAGCUUCAGUAUUGGUCCUCUUCUUGGACCCAUCAUUGGCCCAGUUGUUGGUGGUGUCGUAACUGACGCCCUAGGCUGGCGAUGGGUAUUCUGGAUCAUCGCUAUCAUGUCUGGUGUACUGUCCUCCGUCUUCUUCUUCGCCUCUGAAGAGACCUACGCACCCGUUAUUCUCGCCCGAAAGACCAAGAGACUCCAGAAGGAAACAGGCAAUGACCGCCUUCGAUCUAAACUCGACGCCGGCCUCAGUCCAGCGGAUUACUUCAAGCGCGGUAUCCUACGGCCAUUCAAGAUGCUCCUCUUCUCACCGAUCUGCAUCAUCUGCGGUGUAUACGUUGGUCUCGCCUAUGCAUACCUCUACCUUCUCUUCACGAGUCUCACACCUCUAUUUAUGCGAAUCUAUCACUUCAACACAGUUCACGCAGGCCUGACGUUCCUUGGUCUUGGUGUGGGUAGUAUGAUUGGCGUAGCGUACUUUUCCGUCUCGAGUGACAAGUACAUGAAGAAGAAGGCUGCGGCUGCUAAGGAGCAAGGCAUUGACGAUCCUGCUGAGUCAAUGAGGCCCGAGAAUCGACUUCCGCCGCUGAGAAUUGGUGCUGUUUUGCUCCCGGCUGGUUUCUUCAUUUACGGAUGGACUGCUGAGUAUCAGACUCAUUGGAUUGCGCCUAUCCUUGGAACAUGUGUCAUUGGUGUCGGAAACCUGGUCAUCUUCAUGUCACUACAGAUGUACCUCAUCGACAGUUUCACCGUCUACGCAGCCUCCGCCCUCGCCGCCAACGCUGUCAUGCGAUCAAUCGCCGGAGCAUUUCUACCUCUCGCGGGACUGCCAAUGUACGAUAAACUCGGUAUGGGAUGGGGAAACAGCCUUUUGGGCUUCAUCGCUGCUGCGCUAAUCCCUGCGCCGUGGCUGUUCAUCAAGUAUGGAGAGCAUUUGAGAAAGAAAUUUGAGAUCAAGGAUUUAUAGACGGAAAAGUGGACAGACCGGCGAUUCUCAGGCAUACAUAGAGGGAACCCAGCAUUUAUUAGCAUAUUCAUUUACGAAGUCACUUACUUAUUACUCGUCCACUGCAUUACCGCCUGAGUGAGACUGCUCCAAUGGCUUUACAACGGAGCUGCA